Molecule: messenger RNA, 1892 nt
Organism: Danio aesculapii
Lineage: Eukaryota; Metazoa; Chordata; Actinopteri; Cypriniformes; Danionidae
Gene: cacng7b
Product: calcium channel, voltage-dependent, gamma subunit 7b
Exons: 6
Coding region: 271-1311 (346 amino acids)
Biological process (GO): transmission of nerve impulse; regulation of AMPA receptor activity; neurotransmitter receptor transport, postsynaptic endosome to lysosome
Cellular component (GO): postsynaptic density membrane; AMPA glutamate receptor complex
Molecular function (GO): channel regulator activity; voltage-gated calcium channel activity
Source: RefSeq, a predicted model, not a curated record
UUCACACGCACAUUAUCGUCGCUGCUUUCGCUCUCUAUUCGGUCGGGUGGGAUAAAAAAGAGGAGUCGCUAAGCGUGAGGAUGCGAGGGAGGAGAAGAUAACGGGGUUUCAGAGGGAAAUACGCACGUAAGAGAGAGAAAGAAAGACAGAAAGAAAAGGAGGGAGAGGGAGAGAGAGACAAGAGCGCGGAUAUUUUGCCAGGCACCCCUGGUGAGAGGCUUGUGCCUGCGCGCUCGCUGCACACUCGUCAGCUCCACGCGCACGGGCAGGAUGAGCUCUUGCAGCAGCAGGGCUCUGACUCUGCUCUCCACAGUGUUCGGGGCGUGUGGACUGCUGUUGGUGGGGGUUGCGGUGGCGACGGAUUAUUGGCUGCUGAUGGAGGAGGGAAUCGUACUGCAGCAGAACCAAACUGUCGAUGUCAAGAUGGCAUUGCAUUCUGGCCUCUGGAGAGUGUGUUUCAUUGCAGGCACAGAGAAAGGUAGAUGUGUCGCCUCUGAGUAUUUCACAGAGCCAGAGAUUGAAAUCACCACAGAAAACACAGCGAAUAUCCUCAAGAUGGUGCGGACCGCUACGCCCUUCCCGAUGGUGUCUCUACUAUUCGUUUUCACAGCCUUCAUCAUCAGUAACGUGGGCCACAUCCGUCCACAGCGCACCAUCCUGGCCUUCGUCUCCGGCAUCUUCUUCAUACUCUCAGGGUUGAGUCUGGUAGUGGGACUGGUGUUGUACAUCUCCAGUAUCAAUGAUGAAGUAAUGAACAGACCACGUGAACCAGAGCAGUUCUUCAACUAUCGCUAUGGCUGGUCCUUCGCAUUCGCUGCCAGCUCAUUCCUGCUCAAAGAGGGUGCCGGUGUGAUGUCAGUGUAUCUUUUCAUGAAGCGUUAUGCAGAAGAGGAGAUGUAUCGGCCUCAUCCCACUCUCUAUCGCCCCCGUCUUUCCGAGGGCAGCGACUACAGUGGCCAGUAUCUGCACCCAGAGACCUGGCCUCCACCUCAGCGAGCACGCAGCGCCUCUGAGAUCUCCAGCGACAUUUCCAUCCAGCUCACCCAGAACCCACAGCACACAUCCAAGGCCAGUGGGCAGCAGGGCACGUCCUCUCCAGGAAUCACCGCCGCCUCCAGUCCCGCCUCAGGAACUGGAUACCAGCUGCCAUCGCCAGGUUCUGCCGCUCCAUACCCACACAACCACCCCCUCCACCCUGGGGCACACGGGCCAGCUGCGGCAUCCCAGACCAUGCCCAUGUCCGGUCCACCAGCUGCUGUGCCACCACCACACUACCACACACACAUGCGCAUGAGCGCCUCGCCAUGCUAAAGAGAAAGUGUAUAGUGCACUUGUUUUUCAUUGAGAUGAUGCAUAGUACAUAAAAAACAGAAAUUACAAUGAAAGGCAAGAUAUAGUUUUUUAUAUGAGAAAAGGAAGUAAAAUACUGUUUGUAACAAAGGCCUCUUUUUAAGACUGAAUGUCGUUGUGAAUUUGUAGCAUAUUAAACUGCACUGGAUCGAAAGAACAUUUGACAAUCGCACACAACUGACGAUUCAUUUAUGUAGUCGUACACUUUAGAGCACAUAAGAGAUCUGUAACUAUUGCCUUGACUUCUGUAGAUGAUAUAAUAAAAGCAUUUUAGUUUCUAUCAUGGAAUCUGUGACUUGUUAGUUUUAGUGUUGUCAUCAUAUGCUAAAGUGGGAAUUACUUAUAAACCAAUUUUAAAUGCUGAACAUAUUGUUUGGAUUUGAAAUGAUAGCAGGGUUUUUUUCUUCAGAGAGUUUAGAAAUAUUCAAUAUUUCUUGUGUAAAUAUUGUGUAGGCUACUGUCGUGUUUGGGCUGUGGUUUGAUUCACUGCCUUUCUGGAGAAUGUUGAAAUAUUUGGUGAGAAAAUACUGAAUUAAAAUGAU